GGUUAGCGGGUGUGUUUCAGACCAGGUUAGCGGGUGUGUUUAGACCAGGUUAACGGGUGUGUCUCCCUCUCAGGUGACCCUGGGGAAGGUGUUGAAGGCGAUCGUUGUCAUGCGUUCCCUGUUCAUUGAUAGAACCGUCGUACGAGGAUUUAACGAAAAUGUUUACAAUGAGGAUGGAAAGCUGGACAUCUGGACAAAGUCUCAGUACCAGGUGUUCCAAAAGGUAACUGACCACGCCUCCACCGCCCUGCUACACUACCAGCUGCCUCAGAUGCCCGACGUGGUGGUCAGGUCCUUUAUGACCUGGUUGCGGAGCUACAUUAAACUCUUCCAGUCUUCCUGUCAGCGCUGUGGUCGUUUCCUGCAGGACGGACUUCCUCCAACAUGGAGGGACUUUAGGACCCUGGAGGCAUUUCACGACACCUGUCGCAUGUGAAGAAUCACUUCCUGUUUAUUUGUUUACGGACUAAAUUCUUUUUGUACAAACAAGUUUGAAUAAAGUUGGAUUAUAAUGUUUUUACAGUUGUGUAUUUUUCAUAUUUUCAAGUAUGAUCUUAAAGUUAAUUCAAACUUUCACUUAUUAUUAAUACCUUGUUAUACAUACUGACUGAACUCAAAUGGAUCAUUUAUUUUUUAUAACCAUAAAAAACACGAUUUUAUUAAGAUGCUGCUGAAUUGCAGCUGAAUUCUUUUUUCUAUUUCAUACAAUAUUCAAUAUAAAUGUACACAGUAAAAUCGACAGUGUCAAUGAAACACUUAAAGAGUCAAUUUUAACUGAUUCAGUGAACAUAUGGUGCCCAUCUACAGAGUGUUAAAGCUACACUGGACAUAGUGUUACAUUUUUAGAGUCAAUUUAACUCUGGUUAGAGUUAAUAUUUUACACUACACUACACUGAGAAGUGUUACUCAAAUUUGACACUAUGAUGUAAAUAGCACUCGUAGUGUUAUUUAAAUUUGACACUUGGUCUUUUUGAGUGUUAAUCAAAAUUAACUCUAAGUUACUCUUCAUGAGUGUUGGACCUACUUGACACCAAGUGUUUAAGAAAUUACUCUAAAUACAGUGUUGAUGUUUAACUGACUCCUGCAGUGUUAAAACAUAUUUACUCUCUUAGUGUAAUUCUUACCCAACACCUUAUUUUCAAUUUACUCCUUUUUAACUCUUCAACAGAACACUUUUAAGAGUUUUGCAUUUUCUACUUUACCAUGUCAGCUGACACUUCAAACAAUAAAACAAAAAAUGUUUGCAGGGGAAAAAACAAACACCAUUAUAUCCAUAUCU
Anarrhichthys ocellatus (wolf-eel) is the source of this 1279-nucleotide messenger RNA. Its product is annotated as mediator of RNA polymerase II transcription subunit 27. Gene Ontology annotation, biological process: regulation of transcription by RNA polymerase II. The record is from RefSeq and is a predicted model, not a curated record. Lineage: Eukaryota; Metazoa; Chordata; Actinopteri; Perciformes; Anarhichadidae. Gene Ontology annotation, cellular component: mediator complex. The transcript is spliced from 4 exons. Gene Ontology annotation, molecular function: transcription coactivator activity. Bases 110 to 436 code for a protein of 108 amino acids.